Molecule: messenger RNA, 1431 nt
Organism: Plasmopara halstedii
Lineage: Eukaryota; Oomycota; Peronosporomycetes; Peronosporales; Peronosporaceae
Product: phosphatidylinositol kinase
Exons: 1
Coding region: 1-1431 (476 amino acids)
Molecular function (GO): protein binding
Source: RefSeq, a predicted model, not a curated record
AUGCCGACGCUUAAAAUCUUGUGGCUGGAGAAACAAGAUAUGCGCCGUGUGCAGCUAGCUGCUGUACACCAGGCACUCAAGUCAAACGGUUAUCGUAGUGUUGGUCACGAGGAUAAGCUGAGUUUUGAGGAUCUACGCAACUUUGUGUUGUUGGUCUUCCCAGAGCUCAAGGACACAGACCUUAUGCUAUACUACAUGGACGACGAUGAUGAGCAGGUGCGUAUUACGAAUGAUGCCGAGCUAGAUGAAGCAUUUCGGCUUAUGCGUGAGCUAGCCGUCGCUGCUGGCAAAGACGCAAACAGCGCCGUCUGCAAGAUUAUUGCAGUGUCCAGAACAGUCUCAACCAGCACGAAUUUGCCUAUGGAUACCAGCAGCAACUCUAAGGUCAACAUAUUACCUUCCGAUGCCAAUGAGAUGCUGGGAAGCAAGCAAAAGCGGAAAAUGUCCGACUUAUUUGUGGACCUUGGAAAGGUCGUGGACAAGUGGGCUGCCACCGCAGAGCACCAGAUGCUUAAAAAGGAUAUAGUGUCAUUAUUGCACGAGCCCGGCUGCCAAGAAGCGAUUAUGGAAAUUAUGGCAAACCCUAAAUUUGCUAUUUUGUUUCAAAUUGUGACGGAAAAGUUCCAGAAGAAUGGAAAUUUUGUCGAAUGCCUUGUGGCUGCAGCUGGCACGGAGGACUUGGAGGAAGUUGCAAAAAUAUUACUGGCCAAAUGUCCUAAUGCACGUGUACAGGUGGAGCGUGUACUGCAACAAGUACAAUAUAGUCACAAUGUGCAGCUCAUGUCAACAAGUGACUAUUUUGAGAACAUUAAUAUUGAGGAGACGAAACAGGACUUGGGGCCUGUUGUGGCGGUAUUUGAGGGAGAUGUCACCUGUCCAGAUGGUACCGUUCUGACGCCUGGUGAGGCUUUCGACAAGGUUUGGAAACUUCGUAAUGGUGGCCCAAGUAAGUGGCCGAUCGGAGCGGUACUUUCGUGUGUUGGCGGUGACAAGAUGCAGGCUCCAGAGAGUGUAUUGAUCCCUUCUGUGCUUCCUGGUAAGUCGAUUGAUGUCUCGUUGCGCAUGGUCGCACCGAUGAAAGCAGGACGGUACACGGGGUAUUGGAGAUUGAGUACACCUGAUGGUAACCGCUUUGGACAGCGUCUGUGGGUGGACAUCAAUGUGAUGGAGCCGGAAGAGCCCGCUACCUCGGCCGUGGACACUAAAGAGGUUCAUUUCGAAGCUUCAGAUGCAGUAGGCUCAAAUGAAUCAGCUAAUGCGCCAGCACAGACUACAGUGAAUGUGUCUCAUGAAAAUAUCGAUAAAUGGGCCAACGAGCAGUUGGUCUUGGCAGACAUGGGAUUUACGGACAAGACACGCAAUUUAGCUCUGCUGACACUGCAUGAUGGCGACAUGGACGCUGUGAUUACAGGGCUACUAAGCUCUGCUUAA